AUGGCAGCAAUAGGCAGGCGUGGCAGUUUAUUGAUCACAUCUCUCCAGGGAACACCAAUGUUAACUGUAGGUAACAAAAGAAUGUAACGAACCAGACCAACAAAGCUCCAGGUAGCUGUCCGGCCGUGGCUUCCAUGGCACAGUUUUGUUACAUUCUUGGUCCCUCAAACCUUAGACUAAAGCACAGCAGUUUCAGAUUUUGCUUCCAAAGUCCUAUUUAUAGAAAGAAUGCACUCUCUUUUAUCUGUACAAAAUUCCAUGCAAAGCCACCAUUGCUGUCUUCUUCCAUCGUUUGUUCAGCUGCUAAUAAGCCCUCUUCCUCCUCAGAAAUUAGUUCUGAUGCGAGGAUAAGGAGUGAAGUUCUAUCUCCCUUUCGGUCCCUGCGGAUGUUCUUCUACCUCGCGUUCAUCGCCAGUGGUGCGUUGGGAGGAUUAAUCGCCACCACACAGUUAAUUGCUUCCCUCACCAAUCCGGCGAGAUCAUCCGAAGUCCCUGAUACUUUAACGACUCUCGGCAUCGACGUCGGAGCGGUAUCCGUCUUUGCAUUUCUGUAUUUCAGGGAGAACACUGCCAAGAACCGGCAACUAGCCAGACUAUCAAGAGAAGAAAGCCUUUCCAAUCUUAAGCUCCGAGUGAAUGAAAAUAAGAUCAUUCCGGUCAGCAGUUUGAGAGGAAUUGCUCGUCUCGUGAUAUGUUCCGGCCCUGCAUCUUUCAUCCUAGAGUCAUUUAAACUUAGUGAGCCAUUCACUGAAAGGCUUCUGGAAAGAGGGGUGCUGGUGGUUCCUUUCGCUACGGAUGGGAAUUCGCCUGGUUUCGACUUCGAUGAGAGUGAAGACAUGAAGGAUAUCACUGCAAAAAGAAAGAAGCUUUGGCAGUUGAACCCGGUUUAUGUGCCCGAGUGGACCGAGUGGUUGAAUGAACAAAAGAAGUUGGCUGGUGUUUCCCCUGAAUCUCCUGUCUAUUUAUCUCUGCGCUUGGAUGGUCGGGUGCGUGGAAGUGGCGUUGGUUACCCUCCUUGGAAUGCUCUUGUUGCUCAGUUGCCACCGGUAAAGGGGCUAUGGUCAGGUCUUCUCGAUGGAAUGGAUGGAAGAGUUCUUUGAAAGGAAGGUUAGUUUACCUUCUAUAUGAUUCAAGUUUAUAGGUUUUCAUGCAGUUGCAGUAUGUAAUAUGUACUAAUUUAUUCUUUAAUUAACACAGACACAUAUAUAUAUUGUUCAUAUUGUAAUUGAAUUCUGUUUAAGAUGAUUUGGGUUUAGUUUCUUGUCGGGUUUUUGUUCAACAAGGAAUGAGAUGAUGAAACAAGGAUAGUAUAAAUUAUUCU
This is a messenger RNA of Hibiscus syriacus, 1321 nucleotides long. Its product is annotated as protein LOW PSII ACCUMULATION 1, chloroplastic-like. The record is from RefSeq and is a predicted model, not a curated record. The transcript has 4 exons. NCBI's taxonomy places the organism in Eukaryota, Viridiplantae, Streptophyta, Magnoliopsida, Malvales, Malvaceae. The coding region runs from base 135 to 1100 and encodes 321 amino acids.